CUUGGGUCGGCAAAGAAAGUCAAUGUCAACUUCCAAGACACUGAUGGGUUCUCGGCCCUGCACCACGCUGCUCUCAAUGGGAACACAGAGCUCAUCUCACUGCUGCUGGAGGCCCAGGCCGCUGUGGACAUCAAGGACAAUAAAGGGAUGCGGCCCCUGCACUACGCUGCCUGGCAAGGCAAGAAGGAGCCCAUGAAAAUGGUGCUGAAAGCCGGGUCGGCCGUGAACGUCCAGUCGGACGAGGGGCAGAUCCCCCUGCACCUGGCGGCGCAGCACGGGCACUAUGACGUGUCGGAGAUGCUGCUCCAGCACCAGUCCAAUCCGUGCAUCAUGGACAAUUGCGGGAAGACGCCCCUGGACUUGGCGUGUGAGUUUGGCCGGGUCGGGGUGGUCCAGCUGCUUCUGAGUAGCAACAUGUGCACAGCCCUGCUGGAGCCCAAGCCGGGAGACACCACCGACCCCAACGGCACCAGCCCCCUGCACCUGGCAGCCAAGAACGGGCACAUCGACAUCAUCAGGCUCCUGCUGCAGGCUGGCAUUGACAUCAACCGGCAAACCAAGGCGGGCACGGCCCUGCACGAGGCAGCCCUGUGCGGCAAGACGGACGUGGUGCGCCUCCUGCUGGACAGCGGGAUCAACGCCCAUAUCCGGAACACGUACAGCCAGACGGCGCUGGACAUCGUCCACCAGUUCACCGCCACCCAAGCCAGCAAGGAGAUCAAGCAGAUGCUGCGGGACGCCUCGGCGGCGCUGCAGGUCAGGGCCGUUAAAGAUUAUUGCAACAACUACGACCUGACCAGCCUGAACGUGAAAGCCGGGGACGUCAUCACCGUUCUGGAGCAGCAUGCGGACGGCAGGUGGAAGGGCUGUAUCCAUGACAACCGGACCGGCAAUGACCGCGUGGGCUAUUUCCCAUCCAGCCUGGUGGAAGCGAUCAGCAAGCGCACAGCAGGUCCGUGGGGCGCAGUCACCAUUCCCCACCACUACCAAAAGAUCCCGCUCCCAGCGCCCAGGGCGGCUGUGCUUAACGGUGACUCCUCGUCCCAUCCGUUCCAUUUCUUGCCUCCACCUCCACCUCCUCCACCACAUUCCCAUCAGCCUCUUUUCAGUUCCUUUGGCUAUCACAGGCUCUCCCAUAGCACUGCAGAGGAGCUGCCUUAUGGACCAGGUUCCCGAGGGUCCGACAGCCCGUCGCAUCUGUCGCCGUCGCAGGGCGGAUCCGCUGCCACGCCGGCUCCGGUGGAAGAGAUCUGGGUGCUGCGCAAACCCUUUGCAGGUGGGGACCGCAGCAGCCUGGGGAGCACAGGAAGCGUGGCCAGUGCCCGGAGCUCGGGGAGCGGGCAGAGUACGGGAAGUGGCAGCCAUGCCCUGCAUGCUGGCUCCGAAGGGGUCAAGCUGCUGGCGACGGUCCUGUCCCAGAAGGCGUCGGUGCAAGAGUCUGUGGUGGGUGAUGGGCCGGGCAAGGCCCUGGAGGCUCCUGCAGGUUCGUCUCGGACUCAGAGCCUGGCCAGCUCUCCCUACGCCGGGCAGCCACCCGCUGAGCAGCAGCUGAAGAAGAUCGAGCCGAUGUCAGAAGGGAAGAGCUCCGAGGCCGUGUACCAGUGGCUCUGCAAGUUCCAGCUGCAGCUGUACGCGGCCAACUUCAUCAACGCCGGGUACGACAUCCCCACCAUCAGCCGGAUGACGCCAGAGGACCUCACCGCCAUCGGCGUGACGAAACCCGGACACAGGAAGAAGAUCACCUCGGAGAUCAACAGCCUGAACAUCCCCGAGUGGCUUCCGGAGUACAAGCCGGCCAACCUGGCUCUCUGGCUCUCCAUGAUCGGCCUGGCCCAGUACUACAAAGUCCUGGUGGAGAACGGCUACGAGAACAUCGACUUCAUCACGGACAUCACGUGGGAGGAUCUGCAGGAGAUCGGGAUCACGAAGCUGGGCCACCAGAAGAAGCUGAUGCUGGCGGUGAAGAAGCUGGCAGAAAUCCAGAAGGCCGAGUACGUCAAGUACGAGUCGGGGACCCUGAAGAAGAAAGCGCCCCAGUCUCUGGACGUGCUGGCCAUCGAGUCCCCCCAGCAGGAGAACGCCGAGUGCCAGUCUCCCAAGAUGACCACCUUCCAGGACAGCGAGCUGAGCAACGAACUGCAGGUGGCCCUCACGGGCACGGGCGAGGCACCCGAGGGCCAGGAGAAGCAGGCGAACCACGUGGCACAUAUCCGGGACGGAGCAGGCUACCGGGGCCCCUCCUCCAGGCACGUGCAUGAGAACAGCCUGAGCGGCCGGGCCAAGCACAUAAGCAGCUCCCAGGAGCUGCUGGGGGACGGGCCCAAGGGGCCGAGCGCAGCCAUGUCCAAGAGCCAGGAGUACCUGAUGGAGGAGGUGAAGGAGGGGCUCCCCAGCAUGCCCAAGGAGGUCAGGCCCAUGCGGCACGGGCACACCGUCAAGAGAGCUAGCGUGCCCCCGGUGCCAGGCAAGCCCAGGCAGUCAUUCCCCCCGGCCGGAGGGCGCUUCACCCCACCGCAGACGCCCACCAAGCCGCGGCCGUCCUCGCCCCAGACGCUCAUCGUGCCCCACGCCACGGCCAAGGUCAAGCCCACGCCGCAGCUCCUCCAGCAGGCUGACCGCCCCAUGUCGCCCCGGUCCCUGCCUCAGUCCCCCACCCACAGAGGCUUUGCCUACGUCAUGCCGCAGCCCGUGGAGGGCGAAAGCCUCGCCGGGCACCCACCGGGCCCCGUGGCACAAGGAGUCCCAGUCCUGCCGGUCUCGGUGCCCGUGCUGUGCCUGCCGCCGCAGAGCGGGGAGGCAGAGGAGGAGCUGGGCAGGCCGAAGAAGCGUGCGCACAGCCUGAACCGCUACGCCAUGUCCGACAGCGAGCAGGAACGGGAUGAGCUGCUGGUGCCGGACGCCGGGCCCUACGCCACAGUGCAGCGGCGGGUGGGCAGGAGCCAUUCGGUGCGGGCACAGUCGGGCGGAGACAAGAAUGUCAACCGCAGCCAGUCUUUCGCCGUCAGGCCCAAGAAGAAGGGGCCGCCCCCGCCGCCCCCCAAGCGCUCCAGCUCUGCCAUCUCCAGCACCAACAUGGCCGACGACUUCAGCAAGGAGGGGGAAGGGGACGCGCCCGGCGGGGAGGAUGAGGAGGGGCAGGAGAGUUACCGGGAGCAGCGGCGUGCGAGCGACGUGGGGGGCAGCGUGGACACAGGCAGCGCGGGCAGCGUGAAGAGCAUCGCCGCCAUGCUGGAGAUGUCCUCUAUUGGCGGGGGCGCCCGGGCGCUGGCCCUGCAGAAGCCUCACCCAGGAGGAGGAGGGAAGGGACCCGAAGGCUACUAUCUGCACCCUGCUGGCGCCAUGCACCUGGCCAGCCCGGAGCAUUCCCGCGUGGCCGCCGUCCUGGCCACUGUGAAGCACAAAGACGCCAUCGGCCUGGACGGGGAGGUGGUGAACCGGCGCAGGACCAUCAGCGGCCCCGUGACCGGCCUCAUCGCGGCCGCCCGCAGGGAGCGCUCUGACAGCAUCAGGUCGGACACGGGCAAGGACGGCGGCCCGGUGGAGCGGCUGCGGGCGGAGCACGGGGGCUCCCCCCAGAACAGCUCGGCCGAGAACAUCCCCUUCGCCGAGGAUGGGAACCUGACCAUCAAGCAGCGGCCCCGGCAGAUGGGGCUGGCCAAGGGCGAGGCAGGGGACGGGCUGUCGCCUGCUCACCGGCACGGGGACCUGGCCAAGGUGGAGGCCAGCGCCACACUCAAGAGGAGGAUCCGGGCCAAACAGAGCCAGCAGGACAGCGUCAAGUUCAUCCUGACCGAGUCGGACACAGUCAAGCGACGGCCCAAGUCCAAAGACAAGGAGCAGGGGCUGGAGCCAGCCCCCCUCUCCGUCUACCAGAACGGCACCAGCACCAUCAAGCGGAGGCCGGCGUCUGAGAUGAGCGGUGCAGAGACGCCCCCGCAGGGCCCUGCCGCAGGCGACAGGCAGGACAGGCUGGAGCAUGUGCCGCAGGCUGUGGGCGGGGAACCCAAAAAGCCCUUCAAGCCGCCGGUCUCUCCCAAGCCCGUGUUAACCCCACAAGCACAGAAGGUCCCCGGGCCGCCCACACCCACUUCCAAAAAGGCACCGAUCCCCAGCCCCGGCAGCCCAGGUAGCUCUGCCGCAGAAGCCAAGAGCACAGUCAGCAUUCUGGACGACAUCGGCAGCAUGUUCGACGACCUGGCCGACCAGCUGGACGCCAUGCUGGAAUGAGGCCCGAGGAGAACCCCAGCUAACCUCAGGAUUUACCGUGGGUACAAGGGCACAACGAUCCACCGACUCCCAGCCCCCCCUCCCUGCCCCUUGUACAGCCUGCCCCCCCUCGGCGAACAGCCCAUCCUUCGGGGUUUGCACAAAGAAGAAAAGAUUACCUCAGGAUUGUGCUCACACAGCCCGCGGCGCUCGGGGCAGGCUUUUGGCGGGAGGGGGUUUGCAGAAGCAAACAAACAAAAAGCCUUGUUACGGUUUUUUUCCUACCGAAGUAGCAAGCGACCGUGGGAUAAAGGCGCCCAUAAUGCCGUCUAAACCCAACUGCCAGGCCGAGAAGGCAGUGGAGUGGGGCUCGUCCCCUGACUCGCCUCUCCAGGCCAAACCCGAAAUCCAGCGAGAAUGGUUCUGUUCCGGUUGUGCCGUGUAGCUGAACUUCCACCUUUUUAGUUUGACCCGAUCGUCCUCUCUCUCGCCGGACUCCCAGAUGUGACAGUUCUGUGUGUAGCCAAACGUGGCCCAAUCCGUCUGCUUUCCUCCCCGUUCGGUUUGGGUUAGACUCUCGUUCUGGUGACGCUGUGUUGCUAUCGUUUCUCGACCGAGCACUGCCAUUAUCCCGUGUGCCGCCGUCUGCGUUCCCAUGCCCCCGUCUGCUGAUGUUGGGAGACGCUAGGAGUGGUGGGCCGGGGCCGCCCGCUGUGGGUGCCAGGGUGGGCGCUUGCCCGCUGGCGUUCGGUUAGCUGCAUGCUUUGUUUUAUUCGGAAGGUGUUUGUUUGUUCUUUCCUGGUGCUGAGAAGCUGUGACCGUGAGACGUUGUUCUGGUGACAAGUCCGGUUUGACCAAUUAGCUCUUUCAUUUUUAAAAAAUUAUUAUUUUUUCUGUGUUCUGGUUACUUUGGGGGCCGUCUUGCCGGGGGAGCAGCGCUGUGCGCCGGCACCGUGAGAAAGCUUUGUAGGUUUGCAUGCUCGAGACAGUGUUAUGAGAAGAAAAGAAAAAUAUAGAAAAUAGCCCCCUCCCUCCCACAUGCCACUCCCUGCUGGGGGCGGCUCCUGGCGGCUGCCCGGGGAGGUGGGGCCCGGGUGGCUUUCACUGCACAGAAAGGGCUGUUGGAAAUCUGAGCACGGCCCCAUCACCUUGCCCCUUUCUCCACUCAGCCACUUGGCUUCCAAAGACUUUGUCCUUGACUUGGACUAUUCAGCCUUUAAUGCCCAUCCUCACCCCGCUCCUCUGCUGGAGCGACAGCCAGUCCCAGGCUCGCUGGCCGUCAGGGGCCUGGUUGUGCUCUGUGGAAGCCCCUGGCAGCAGGCUGGGGGCCCCGGAGGGCGGUCUCCAUUGAAAGGGAUGCUUGCGUGCGUUCGGCCCCAACGGGGUGGUGUCCCCGGAGCAGUGGGCCUGCGGGGGAUUCGGUGUGAGCUGGGCUGUGGAGGGGGUGAGCAGUGGUGGGGCUCUCAGC
Terrapene triunguis (Three-toed box turtle) is the source of this 5674-nucleotide messenger RNA. RefSeq names its product CASK interacting protein 1 (gene CASKIN1). NCBI's taxonomy places the organism in Eukaryota, Metazoa, Chordata, Testudines, Emydidae. The transcript is spliced from 19 exons. Bases 148 to 4227 code for a protein of 1359 amino acids. The record is from RefSeq and is a predicted model, not a curated record. Gene Ontology annotation, molecular function: protein binding.